CAUUGCAAAUCUGAAAUUGAGGUAUCGAUAAGGGAACUAUCCCUGUUUUGCUAAUAAAACGGGGUUUAAGUGUGGAAAUUACAUAAAGGGGCUUCGGGUGAAGAUGGCAGCAAGAACACAGGAUAUGCCUCCACCAGGAGGCUAUCAAAAAAUUGAAUUCAAAAGAAUUCCAGCUCGUAAAUACUUCACGGGUUAUCAAAUGAUUCUUGGAUACCUUGGGGUAACUGCUGGAUCAGCUUACUUAUAUUAUCUAAAUACACUUGAAAUCGAUCGCGAAGAUAUUGAAAUGAGAUCUGCGAAAUUAGCAACGUUUCCUCUGUUAUUAGCAGAACGUGACAGAGAAUAUUUGAAGCAAUUAAGACGCAACAGAGAUGAAGAAGCAGAUCUCAUGAAGAAUGUUGCUGGAUGGAAAGUAGGAACAUGGUAUGGCGAGCCCGUUUUCAAAACAUUGCCAAAGGAUAAAAUCAUUGAUCCUCAUUGGCAAGAUUUCUGUGCACACGCACCAUAUAGAAUCCAAGCUCAUCGUACUUUCUUCCAUAUGUACGAUUAAUCAUUUCAAGAAAUGAUAAUUCGAGUAAAAAUAAUUUCUUGUAAAAUUGAAGUUCGAUAAAAUGGAACUUAGUGAAAAUAAAAACUAAUAAAAAUCAUAA
Clunio marinus is the source of this 650-nucleotide messenger RNA. The record is from the annotation of a GenBank genome assembly. Lineage: Eukaryota; Metazoa; Arthropoda; Insecta; Diptera; Chironomidae.